GUUGACUCAACCGAGUUACCCACUCAGCAGGCGCCAAUUUCAAUCAAUCCUAAUUCUUCCAAAGAUAAGGUUUUUGUCUACUCUUCUGAAGUUCUACCCCCUCCUCUGUCCUCUCCCUUCAUCCCCUCUUUCUCUCUCCUCCAUUGUUGUAAACCUUCUUGAAGGAGAGAGAAAGAGCAAAACUUUUCAUAUAUUUUCAAUUCAUAUUCUUUGACAAACAAAUAAGAAAACCCUAGUAAAAACCCAGAAAAACAAGAACAAAUAUGACAACAUUGCAAGCUUCACUUUUACUGAAACCCCCAUUUUUUGCACCCCAUUCUAUACGUUUAUCUCCUGUUCUUCUUCGCUUUCGUUGUCAUUCUCUCUCCUGUUUUUCUCUCAAUUCUUGCUUUUCACGUUCACGCAAAUUCUCCAUAAAUUGCUGCACAUUACACAAUCAAGAACCCAACUUUAGUGCAAAUUCUAUCCCAAAUGAAAAACCCAGUUUCUCAAAUUCUAAUUUUGAGCAACAAAAUUCUGAUUCUGGGCAAGAAAUUGAAAACCCUGAAAGUAGUAUUGGUGGUGGGGAGGAGAGUGUUUUAAGAAUUGAGGAGAGAGAAAAUGAAGGGGAGAAGAAAAGGGAAGAGGGUAAGUUGGCAAUAGUGGUGUUUUUGGUGGGAAUUUGGGUAAAUUUUAAACAAAGAUUGGAGAAGAUUUGGUUAUCUGGGUGGUUGAGUUGGUGGCCAUGGCAGCAGGAGAAGCGGCUCCACCGUUUGAUAGCUGAGGCGGAUGCCAAUCCGACCGACGCCGCCUUGCAGAGUUCUUUGCUUGCUGAACUCAACAAGCAUAGCCCUGAAUCUGUCAUCAAGCGCUUUGAACAAAGAGAUCUUGCAGUGGAUAGCAGAGGCGUCAUAGAGUAUCUUCGAGCUCUGGUGGCUACCAAUGCCAUUGCUGAUUACCUACCUGAUGAGCAAUCUGGAAAGCCAUCCAGUCUUCCCACAUUGUUGCAAGAGUUGAAACAACGUGCAUCAGAAAAUGUAGAGGAGCUUUCUUUUAACCCUGGAAUAUCUGAGAAGCAGCCAUUACAUGUGUUGAUGGUUGAUCCUAAGGCAUCCAACAAAUCAACACGUCUUGCACAGGAGCUCUUCUCAACUAUCCUCUUCACGGUUGCUGUUGGUUUAGUUUGGAUAAUGGGAGCUGCUGCACUUCAGAAGUACAUAAAUGGCUUAGGCGGCAUAGGAACCUCAGGUGUUGGAUCGAGUUCUUCAUACACUACUAAGGAGUUGAGUAAGGAAGUUGUUCCAGAGAAGAAUGUUAAAACUUUUAAGGAUGUUAAGGGCUGCGAUGAUGCGAAGCAAGAGCUCGAAGAGGUGGUGGAAUACCUCAAAAAUCCUUCAAAAUUUACUCGCCUUGGAGGGAAGUUGCCAAAGGGAAUUCUUUUGACUGGAGCUCCUGGUACUGGUAAAACACUUCUUGCCAAGGCCAUUGCUGGGGAAGCUGGAGUACCAUUUUUCUACAGGGCAGGUUCUGAGUUUGAGGAGAUGUUUGUUGGUGUUGGUGCUCGACGAGUGAGGUCCUUAUUUCAAGCAGCUAAGAAAAAGGCUCCAUGCAUCAUUUUCAUUGAUGAAAUUGAUGCCAUUGGAUCAACAAGAAAACAGUGGGAAGGACAUACCAAGAAGACCUUGCAUCAACUGCUUGUUGAAAUGGAUGGUUUUGAACAGAAUGAGGGUAUAAUAUUGAUGGCUGCAACUAACUUGCCUGAUAUUCUGGAUCCCGCUCUGACCAGACCUGGCAGAUUUGAUAGGCAUAUUGUUGUUCCCAGUCCAGAUGUACGGGGUCGCCAAGAGAUCCUAGAGCUAUAUAUACAGGAUAAACCAAUUGCUGAUGAUGUUGAUGUCAAAGCAAUUGCUCGUGGUACUCCGGGAUUUAAUGGGGCAGAUCUGGCAAAUUUGGUCAAUAUUGCUGCCAUUAAGGCCGCUGUUGAAGGUUUCGAAAAAGUGACCGCUGCUCAAUUGGAGUUUGCGAAAGAUAGAAUACUAAUGGGGACAGAGCGGAAAACUAUGUUCAUAUCAGAGGAGUCGAAAAAGCUUACUGCAUACCACGAGAGUGGCCACGCAAUCGUAGCUUUGAACACUGAGGGUGCUCAUCCAAUCCACAAAGCAACAAUUAUACCACGUGGAUCUGCUCUAGGGAUGGUUACGCAGCUUCCUUCAAGUGAUGAGACAUCAGUUAGCAAGAAGCAACUAUUGGCCCGUCUUGAUGUUUGUAUGGGAGGUCGGGUAGCAGAGGAACUUAUAUUUGGUCAAGAUCAUAUCACGACUGGAGCAAGUAGUGACCUUAACACGGCUACAGAACUUGCUCAAUAUAUGGUAACAACUUGUGGGAUGAGUGAGACAAUCGGUCCUGUUCAUAUUAAAGAGAGGCCUGGUUCAGAAAUGCAAUCUCGUAUUGAUGCAGAGGUUGUCAAACUCCUUCGAGAUGCAUAUGACCGGGUGAAGGCCUUGCUAAAGAAGCACGAGAAAGCAUUGCACGCUUUAGCUACUGCACUAUUGGAGUAUGAGACACUUAGCUCAGAAGAUAUAAAGCGCAUUCUUCUUCCGUAUCGGGAAGAUAUCCAACUGAUGGAGCAGCAAGAACAGCCAGAAGGGGACCUUGUCUUGGCCUAAAAAAAUUAGUUUCCCCUAUUUUUUUUAGUAUUGAUGAAAUAUGAAGUGAGGUUGCUUCUUGUGGGAGAACAAGCAGAUCAAAGGGCUGACGGCUCGGACCAUCAUUGUACAUUGUACACUAACAUACAAACGCAUUGAUACACUAAGGCAGCUGCAACCAUUCCUUUGCUGAUUGAUGGUCGUCUUAUUUGUUGUACUAUCCAAUGGGCUCUCCAUGGCGAUCAUCGUUGCAGAUCAGAUCACAUCUCCAAAGAAAUUUUUAGGCACCCAAAGAAGGAUUGUUCCUCAAUAAUAGGUUUUUAGUAGCUGAAGCAACUUCUGUGUAACUUAUUUUUGUCAUUAUUUUGGUAGCUGAAUUAGCUUAAACUGUUUAUAAGCAUUUUUUGGAUCUACAAUCAGUGACUAUAUAUAUCUGGGACUACAAUUUGUUCUUGCA
Molecule: messenger RNA, 3081 nt
Organism: Beta vulgaris subsp. vulgaris (sugar beet)
Lineage: Eukaryota; Viridiplantae; Streptophyta; Magnoliopsida; Caryophyllales; Amaranthaceae
Product: ATP-dependent zinc metalloprotease FTSH 11, chloroplastic/mitochondrial
Exons: 17
Coding region: 264-2645 (793 amino acids)
Biological process (GO): proteolysis
Cellular component (GO): membrane; chloroplast thylakoid
Molecular function (GO): ATP binding; ATP hydrolysis activity; ATP-dependent peptidase activity
Source: RefSeq, a predicted model, not a curated record